Molecule: messenger RNA, 1679 nt
Organism: Sinocyclocheilus grahami
Lineage: Eukaryota; Metazoa; Chordata; Actinopteri; Cypriniformes; Cyprinidae
Gene: zpd
Product: zona pellucida glycoprotein d
Exons: 9
Coding region: 112-1284 (390 amino acids)
Source: RefSeq, a predicted model, not a curated record
AUUUGACAUGUAGACUAGAUAUUAGGCUACCACUGCUAUUUUCUAAAAAAAAAACAAAAAACCUCCCCCCCCCCCAAAAAAAAUCUAAAUAAAAAGGAUUAGCCGAUAAAAAUGACGUACUAUCAGAAAUCAAAGGUGUUUCUGCAACUUGCAACGUUACUCUGUGCUGUUGGGAGUAUUUCUGGUGAAUGUGAGAUCUCACAGUGUUCUGACCCAUCUACCUGCGUUUUGUCGCAGAGGCGAACUUGUAAAUGUGCAGUUGGCUACUUUGGAGAUCUCUGUGACCAGGUCGCAACAAUGAAUGUGACGUGUGGCAAAGACUUCAUUUCCAUCCUAGUGGAUGAAGAGUUCUUCAAGUACUACAAUGUGGGAAUAGAAGCUGUUCAUUUGACUAACGCCAGCUGUCGUGCCCAUAGAGAGGAGAUCUCUGGAUCAGCCUAUUUCACAGUGCACACACCAAUGGAUCAGUACACUGCAUGUGGAGGCAAACCUCUGGAGAAGAACAUAACGCACAUUGUGUACUCCUUAACACUGAUGUCUGACCCACCUAUCUAUGGAAACAUUGUGAGAGAUCCAGUUGUACAGAUUGAGUACAAGUGCAUCUAUCCGUACAUCCGUAGACUCAGCCUGGCGUUUCCCAUCAUCACUUUCUCCAGUGAAAGAAUGUUCAAAGUGGAUGAAGUGGAUGCCAAGGUGGAGAUGAGCCUGUUUAAAGAUCACACAUACAAUGAGGCUUUCACCAGCGCACCUACUAUUAAGCUUGGAGAUCAAAUCUAUGUCCAGAUCCAAGCGACGGAGCCUGAAGAUUUCUUCCAUCUGAAAGUAAAUGAGUGUUGGGCGACUCAGACUCCUCAAGCUAAUGAUAAGUCAGGCUUUAGCCACACACUGCUUGUAAAUGGGUGCACAAAUGACAAAACAAUUUCAUUUGGUAAUGGUACGGCACACCCUGCAGGAAGAAACGGUGAGGGGUCGACUGUCCGUUAUUCGUUUGAUAUGUUUCGGUUUGUAUACGAGCCCCACAGUUUCUACCUGCACUGCACUGUUCAUCUCUGCACACCUGAGGAUGGAAAAUCUUGUAUUCCUGAAUGUAAAACUGUAUCCAAAAGAGAGGUGGUUAUGGAUGAGCAGGCUCGAGGCCUGCUGUCUUAUGGACCAAUCAGACGAGAGCUGCCAGUCAGACCUACAACAAAUCUGGUCACAUUGGUCCUUCCACUGACAGUGAUUUGGACUCUGGGCAUCUUCCUUUUAAUCCUCAUCAGAAUCGCCAAAGCGGGAAAUCGAUGACACAUGACAAAUAGCUAAAUAAAUCACAUUUUCACCCAACACAAUGGUAUUUGUUGGGUAUAAAAACUACCUCAAGUACACAAGCUAACUAUUAGCAUGUUAGCUCUGACUGAGUGAACACUCCAUGAUAAUGGACCCUCAGUGAACAUUAAUGUUCUGUCAAGAAAAUUUAGUUAAAGUAAAAUUGGCUUGAAUGUGAUUUUACAGAGAGACACAUUGAUCAAUCAGGGCUGCUAUUGUUUUUUUUGUUUUUUUGCUUUUGUUUUCUUGCGUACAAUAUGAAUCCUACUUUAUAUUUACAGUACUGAAUAUGAACAACAGGUGGCAGUGAGAACUAAGUGGAAGUUACAUUUGCAUAACCGUUUUUGUUCUUUAAAUAAACCAAUUUCAGUACA